Molecule: messenger RNA, 222 nt
Organism: Penicillium bovifimosum
Lineage: Eukaryota; Fungi; Ascomycota; Eurotiomycetes; Eurotiales; Aspergillaceae
Exons: 2
Coding region: 1-222 (73 amino acids)
Source: RefSeq, a predicted model, not a curated record
AUGCGCAUGUACUCACUCUUCCUUGCAACCAUUGCACUGGCUAUCGGUGCCCAUGCCCUUCCUCAGACAACCGGUGAGACUACCGACGCGUCUACCUGCCUUCGUCUUUGCAGAGACGAGCCCGUCUCAUGCCCCGAUCAGUGGAAGUCUACUCAGAUCACCUCUGAUGGUGAGGACUGCUGGACCUGCUGCGCCGUGGAACCCGCCAAGGAAUCUUCUUGA